Molecule: messenger RNA, 1552 nt
Organism: Rhagoletis zephyria (snowberry fruit fly)
Lineage: Eukaryota; Metazoa; Arthropoda; Insecta; Diptera; Tephritidae
Source: RefSeq, a predicted model, not a curated record
AUGUCUCGUCAAAAGGGCUCCAAGACGGCGCAAAAGAAGAACAGCCUUUUAUCGAAGAACCCUGAAUCGCUUAGCAGCCAGUCGAAGUCUUCGACGCAGAGCUCCAAAACCGCCCGCCUCACCGACCACGAGGAACUGCUGACGAAUGAGGUGGAGCUGAUGCUGUCCGAGCUGAAGCGCACCGACGACGUCCAGGAGAACGUCAACGUGCUGGAGCAGAUGAAGAAGCUUAUCACGACGACGACCGGCUUCGAGUCCCUUCCCAAGACGCUGAAGAUUCUGCUGGGCCACUACGCCGAGCUGAAGGCGCUCUACGAGCAGAAGGGCAGCGCUGAGGUGAAGAAGCGUCUCGCCAGUCUGAUCUCAUUCGUGGCCACUGCUCAGCCGCCCAACUCCAAGGGCGACGUUCUGCGCUACUACCUCCUCUCCGACACCGACGCAGUGAACCUCUGGGGCAUCGCCUACGUGCGUGACCUCAACAAGGACGUCCUCGAGCAGUGGAAGGAGCCCAGCAACAGCAGCAGCAAGGACACCCUGGUCAGUCUGGUGGCUCGCAUUGCCCGCUUCUACCUGCAGGAAAACUCCGAGGUGGAUGCCGUGGAUCUGCUGCUGGAGACGGACCAGUUGACAGAGCUCACCUCGCUGGUCACCGCCGAUGACGUCUGCAGUAAGGUCUGUCGGUACAUCUACAGCAGUGCGCAGUACCUGCCCGACCCCGAGGACAAGAGCGCCCUCUACGUGGCCAUCAAUCUCUGGCUCAAGUUUGGCCACUGCGUGGAGGCGCUGAUUGCCGCCAUUCACCUGCAGAACGCUGCAGCCAUUGAGAAGAUCUUCUGCCUGGCCGCUGACGAGACGGUCCACAAGCAGAUGGUCCUCAUUCUGCGCCGUCACAACUUGAGCAUCAACAGUGAGGUGAUCAAGCCGUCGGCCGCCAAGCUGCUCACCGCCAACUUUACCAGCAAACACUUUCACCGGGUGACAAAGCAGCUGGACUUUACUGCACCGAAGGGACCGGCCGACUUUGUCAAGCCGCCACGUGCUAAUCCACGUCAUCGAAGCCUCAGUUUGCUGUUGUCUCAGCAGGAAGGCAAAUCGGCAGUGGGCGACUCCCUUCUGAGUGGCUUCGUCAAUGCUGCCUUUGGCAGCGACAAGCUGCUUCUCGAGGGCAAAGACGGAACCAAGGAGCAGUCCUGUAUUCAAAAGCAGGAAAACAGCGCCAAGAUUACCGCCGUGGGCAGUAUUGGACUGCUCAAUCUCUGGGACGCGGCCAGCUGCCGAGGCAACAUUGAGAAGUACCUUCACUCGACUGACACGCACCUUCAGUCUGGAGCUCUCAUCGCCUGUGGCCUGGCUAACUGCACCACCAAAAGUGAGGCCACUGAUCAGCCACUGCAGCUGCUGAAGAGUCAGCUGGAAGGCACCUCCUCUGGUGAGGUUCAACUGGGCGCCAUCUUUGGCAUUGGUCUUGCCUACGUGGGCAGUCAGCACCAGCAGGCGAACGGCACCCUCCUGGAGAUACUGCAGAACGACAAGACCAGCCCCAUGAAUGUCG